Messenger RNA from Neoarius graeffei (lesser salmon catfish), 2416 nucleotides. It is a transcript of the gene lyl1, whose product is annotated as LYL1 basic helix-loop-helix family member. The record is from RefSeq and is a predicted model, not a curated record. Gene Ontology annotation, biological process: regulation of transcription by RNA polymerase II. Lineage: Eukaryota; Metazoa; Chordata; Actinopteri; Siluriformes; Ariidae. Gene Ontology annotation, molecular function: protein dimerization activity; DNA-binding transcription factor activity, RNA polymerase II-specific; RNA polymerase II cis-regulatory region sequence-specific DNA binding. The coding region runs from base 855 to 2039 and encodes 394 amino acids. The transcript is spliced from 4 exons.
GUCUCUCACUCUGUCUGUCUCUCCCUCUCUUUCACCCAUCUCUCUCUCUCUCUCUGUAAAGUCCAAUACAUUCCCAUCCAAUGGAAAUCAACCAGAGCACCAUGUCUACUGUGGGAUUAGAAGGUAAGGGAAAGAAAGAGAAACAGAGAGAGCGAGGGAACAGGGACUGGAAGCUAAAUCCAUCACCUGCAUCUGCACAAUAGGUUCUCAGUGAAGUGAUGCACCAGAACCCAUAGAACCUGAACCAGUUUUGUGUUUCUUUCAUUUUUAUUUGUCGAUAGUCGCACAGAAAUGUGACACCAGUCGGUCGUUUUGGUAUUUAACUGUCGCACUCAUUCCAUUUCUGCUUUAAGGACAGGAAGGUGAACAUACAAAAACUGAGAAAGAGCGAGAGAGAGAGAGAGAGAGAGAGAAAGUAAGUUAGUGAGGAGGGAAUGAAAGGCGUGAUGGAACAGGACGUCGUGUUUGUCACCCAGAAGACAGGCACUCGAGGACAUGAAGACACACACCAAUAGUGGAGAGUCCAACACGAGUGUGUGUCAAGGUGUGAUCAACAUUCUCUCCACAAACAUGAGUGGCGUUUGAACUGAAAAUAAAACUAAAUGCACCCUGGUGAGACUGACAACAAGGGAUCUGCAGACUAAACACCGCAGAUUGCCUGGCUGAGGCAUCCGAUAAGAGUAUUCACCAGGAAGAAUUAAGAAAUAUUCUGAGAGAUGUCAUCAACAUGCACUGAGCCAUACAAGCCAGGACUUUAGAGUGUGUGACGGCAAAGAACACACCUGAAGCACGGACUUGGAGCUCUGUAGUGAGAGAAAGAGAGAGAGAGAGAGAGAGACAGAGAGAAGAAGACCAUGAUGGAGAAGUUGGACUCCAGUGUAUCCCCCUCCCGUGCUCUGUCAAUGACUGACCCCUUAACUCCUCCACACACUCACUCUCCGUGCACCAGCAGCCCUGCAGCUAACGAGGCUAAUGGUGCCGAGAGCAGCGCGAGCACAAACCCGAGCACUCCUGCUACAUCGCAACUUACUGAUGCAGAGAAAGCGACAGCAGUUGAACCUGCUACCUCACCCCCAAACACAAGCAUCUCUUCCGUUUCCACUUCCACGUCAACAUCCAGUUCCACCAUCGUCCUUCCGUCUCCUCCCUCUUCAUCCCCUGCUCCGUUGCCCCCUAACAUCCCUGUGAUCAGUCUGGCUCACAGUAAACCCCCUCUGCCCCCAAUCCCCAUGCCUGCUACUCAGCUCACCACCCUCCACCCCAUACCCACAGUGCCACACGGACCCGGAGAAUUCCGACUGGCACAGCUAGCCGCCCUCUCUGGGGGUUCGACAGCAACGGUGCCUCCAACUAGAGCUCUCCUGCCUCACCAAUACCUGCCUGGACACCCUUUACUCAACAGCUCUUUCCUUAGUCCCUCCAGUAGUUAUGGUUUCUUCAGCAACAACCGUGUUAAGAGAAGACCGUCAUCCCAUUUUGAAUUGGAUCUCACUGAUUGUCCUCCUCAGAAGCUGGCCAGGCGUGUUUUCACGAACAGCCGUGAGCGCUGGCGUCAGCAGAAUGUCAACGGUGCUUUCUCGGAGCUCCGAAAGCUCAUCCCCACACACCCACCAGACAAGAAGCUGAGCAAGAAUGAGAUCCUGCGGCUUGCCAUGAAGUACAUCAACUUUCUGGUGAAGUUGCUGAAUGACCAGGCCAACGACAGCACGGAGGAGGACAAGAGCAAGAUGAAAGGCACAAACGAAACAAUGGGCAAUGGCGACAGUCAUGCCCUGCACCCAGCAUGUCCCACAGAGAGCACUUCGCCACUUCCUGCUGUUCACCUGGCAUUAGUCACUUCUCACCGUAACAGAGACUCCAUGGAUUCAGUCAUCGCUUUGACCACGUCACCCAGCUCCAGUUGCUACGGCGACACGGACAGCGAGGAAACUUUAGGCUCACAGAAUUUAGGGAUUGUUAAGACGAGUGUCAGUGAAGGGAUGAUGGAAAAGAUGAAGGAACAGAUACAAACUGUUAUGGCGUCCGGAUACCACCGGUGACAUCACCUGUGACAUCAUGUUCAAACACUGGAGCACAAACUGACAAAAAGAGAAACAACUGGUCAAAAUAUAUAUAGUGCAUAUGUGUGUGUGGUUUUUUUUUAAAUGGAAUUGUGCGAUUAUUAUUAUUAUUAUUAUUAUUAUUAUUAUUAUUAUUAUGAUGUUUGAAUUUAGAUGUUGGUUCCUUCCCUCCAUAACAAUGUUUAAACUGAGAUGUUUUAAUAUUUUGAUAGUUUGAGUGUGUACAGAUUAAUUAUUAGCAUCUGAGAGGUAAUCACGUUUGACUCACACGUGUUGUCAUUGUCAUGUUGUGGCACUUUGAAGCUCUUCAUAUGGGUUCCCUUCAAGGAAAAAUAAACACGCUGUGUAUCUGGAGA